This is a messenger RNA of Zingiber officinale, 1360 nucleotides long. Its product is annotated as stress-response A/B barrel domain-containing protein UP3-like. The transcript is spliced from 2 exons. The record is from RefSeq and is a predicted model, not a curated record. Bases 145 to 975 code for a protein of 276 amino acids. Lineage: Eukaryota; Viridiplantae; Streptophyta; Magnoliopsida; Zingiberales; Zingiberaceae.
GGCAUGAUCCUGCGAAACAUUCCGACCUCAACUCGGACCGGCGUCGCUAUCGAAACUCACUCCAUCUCUAGUCCAACGGGCGGAGGAGGAGACCGCCGCCAACAACCGCAUAGCUGGGUGCAUUUGUAACUUUAGACAAAGCCCAUGGCGUGUCUGAAAACCUUCCCUUAUCUUCACCGCCCUCGCUCUCUCUUCGGCUUUGGAUCCCUCUUCUGUUCACCUCGCCUCUCGUCCUCACCCCAUCGCCGGCUCUUCGCCACGCCAUCCUCCGCCUCCUCCUCCUCAUCCUCCUUGCUCAACAGCGCUGGCAUGGCUGCCGUCUACAUCGUCGAGCAUGUGGUCCUCUUCAAGGUCCGAGACUCCACUGAACUGUCCAAGAUCGACGCCAUGAUGUCCGGUCUGCAAUCCUUGGCCUCUCUCGAUGUCGUGACCCACCUCACCGCUGGUCCCAUCCUCCGCCACCGAUCCGAAGCCGCCUCCGCCGCCGGGUUCACCCACUUGCUCCACUGCCGCUACCGAUCCAAAGACGACCUAGCGACCUACUCCGGCCACCCUUCCCACGUGGCCGUCGUCAAGGAACUCGUCCUCCCCAUCAGCGAUGACAUCAUGGCUGUUGAUUGGGUCGUCGAUCUCGACGGCCCGGUGCUGCCGCCGCCAGGAUCGGCGAUGCGGCUCACCCUCGCGAAGCCGAAGGAGGGUGCUGCAGCGGAACUCAUUGAGACGCUAGGGAAGGUCAAGGUCUCGGCUCCAGCUGCGGUCACGCAGGUGAGCUUCGGGGAAAACUUCUCGCCGGCAAGGGCCAAGGGGUACGGCGUGGGCCUUCUGACGUUCUUUCGUAGUCUAGAGGCGCUCGACGCGAUGGAUGCAGGACAGAAGGACUUGGUAGAUUCGGUGAAGGAGAAGGUCAGGCCGCUCCUGGAGAGCUUCAUUGUGCUUGAUUUUGUGCUUCCGCCUCCAACUGCGGCUAACCUUUGAUGCUUCUUCACCCACAAUCCACAGAGCUUGAUACGUACAAGGUGUAAGGAAAUCUACAAGCUAAGCUUUUGAGUCGACUGCCUCCGUUCUAGUUUGCUUUAUACACCAGUUCAUAUCUACCAAGCUCUGUGCUUGUAGCUUUCACUACGUGUAUGAUGUUGAGUCAUAUAGUUCUAAGAGUCCAAAAUAUCUAUUUUUUAAAAAAGUAUGUGGUUAAUAAGGAAGUUGAGUCAUGAGUCUUGGCUUGUAGUGUUCCAUUUUCAAUAUCAGACACAGUUAAAGUGACUAAACAAAGACUUGAAAUUACAUGUUCUUAUUUCUUAAGGAGUAAGAAUUGAAUGAUUCUUGAGUUGUUCUAAAUUGUAAGAAUAAUCCAAAUUUUUUA